Lingula anatina is the source of this 2523-nucleotide messenger RNA. RefSeq lists its product as uncharacterized. Gene Ontology annotation, biological process: chitin biosynthetic process. Gene Ontology annotation, cellular component: cell periphery; cell septum. The record is from RefSeq and is a predicted model, not a curated record. Gene Ontology annotation, molecular function: chitin synthase activity. Lineage: Eukaryota; Metazoa; Brachiopoda; Lingulata; Lingulida; Lingulidae.
AACAGUUUUAAAUAAAGAAGUUCUUGGAAGAGAAUGUUUUUCAUGUGCUUAUCGAUUGAGAACUACAUCAAAUAGCAACCGAGUGGCAGACAGGUGGUGACAUCAUAGACAAUGUCUGAUGAGGACCGUACCGAGGGGGGUGUAGGUGAAGACAACCCAACAGCUGCUACCACACAGACGUAUGACUUUCAUGCAUUUCGGAAGAAGCCGAAGAUUAGAAAACAAACCGACGACGAAGAAAGUACCGUGGAUAAAUGCUGCUCUGUGAUUUCUCUGCUCCUGUUUGGCAUAGUGACACUUGUCAUCAUUAUCGCGGGUGUUACUUCCUAUAGGAUCCUCAUUGUUGUAUCUAUUUCGAAAAUAAAAGAAAACAGGACAGAUACAUAUUAUCAUUUCACUGGCAGCAUAUCAGACAAUGUUACAGCGCUUGAUGCUGAAAACUUUGAAAAAAUCGAGAAACUUAGAUGGUACUGUCUGUUGCUCGGAAGUAUGCUUGCGCCCGUUGUUCUUGGAUUCAUUGGAUCUGUUACAUCCGCCUGCUUUCAAUCAGCACGUAAAAAAGGGACAAAAUUCAUGGUACAGGGCUUUUCUGACCAACCGCCGGACGCCUUCGAUUCUGAGGACCGAAAAAUGCCGCUUGGAGCAUUUGCAAAAAGGAUUCUUUUCCUAAUUGUUCUCACUGCCAUUCCUGAAAUCCUGCAUACGGGUGGGAUGUGCUUGUUCGUUUUCAAAGCGCUUCCUGAAGUCCAUACGCUGGACAUCAUGCCCUUAUUCUACGCCACAGGCUUUGUACCCGCUUUACUGUUGCUGAUUCUUCACAUCAAAUCCGACAGACAGUCCCGUGGGAUGAAGAUUCGCGACAUUUUGCUUGACAUAUUGGUGGUAUUAAUUCAGUUAGGAUGCGUGGUGUUCAUUUGCAUUCCCUGGAACUGGGAUUCACAAAGCCUUCGCAACUUUGCGCCAUCGAGAGAUUGGACCUUACCGGUCGCAAUUCUGCUAAUUUCGUUCGGUUGGUGGGAAAACUUCGUCAAUACCGAUGCAAAGAAUUACAUUUCAAUACCUAUCAAGAACUUUAAAACAGAAAUGAGAAGACACAGGUCGCUGAUUUAUUCAUACGUUAUGUUUUUUAAAAUGAUUGCAACAUUAUGCUUCACAUUAGGCAUAUUGUACUGGAACGGAUUUUCCGUAGAAGACGUUCAGAGAUUUUUUACCUCAGAUCAAUACGUUCAUGAAACGGAGAGAGUGGCCUUAAUAAGCGUUGGUUGUAUUCUAGGUUUUGCUGCCUUGCUAUCUUAUUUAUCCAUAUUCUUAACAUGCACCAUGGGAAUUCCUAAGCUCGGCUACAUCUGUGUUCUGAUAUCCAUGGCUGCGUCCCCUUUAGUUGUAUUCAUACCUCUGUGCAGUAAGGAGACAUUGGCUUUUAUUGAGAGAUACACGCCUGACCAGACACUAGGGGGUGUCAUACGUAGAUGGCUGGUGGGCAGCCUAUCGCCCAAUUGUGAUCCCAACAAUCCCGAGCACCUUUGGGCUCAGGUUGGACUGUAUAUCGCCCUUCUCCUUUCUCAUCUUUUUCUAAAUAGACAUGUGUGGAAUUCUCUUGGAAAAACUGCCAUACCCUCCUUGAAAUGGAUAUUCAUCCAGCCUCUGUACUGCGGUAUUCUCCUUGAGCAGUCGUUCAUGUUUCGCAGACGACUGCCAAAAGAUGUUGAUGUUGAUGGGAACGAUGUGGAUGCUGUCGAGGAUGUUGCACACAUCCCUUCCUGUGAAGAUGGGAGUGAUGUUGAUUCUGCCGAGGAUGUUGCACACAUCCCCUCCGGUGAAGAUUCAGGGAAAAAGAAACCAAUGGUAUACGCUUGUGGAACCAUGUGGCAUGAAUCCGAGAUUGAAAUGCGACAAAUGCUUGCCAGCAUUAUAAGACUCGAUGGCGCUGUCAAAAAGGAAGAUUCUAUCUUCGACUAUGAGACACACAUAAUGUUCGAUGAUGCUUUCACGUAUACUAUUGAAAACAUGAAGGAAACCAAAGACGCCAGCUCCCGUAAAGAUGCACCCGAUCCUAGAAGUUCAACCCAUGGAACUAAAGAAGAAGUCAAAACCCAAUACAAACGAAGGAUUGUAAACAACCACGUUAACAGUUUUUUCCGAAUAAUACUUGAGGACGUAUUCAGGCAAGAUGUUGAUCAUGAAAUUGUAGAAAGGGUCAUGAAGGAACUUAGCAAAGCAUCCCGAGCUUCAGAUGAAGAACACAGUCAAACAGAACCAAAAACACCCGCGACUGAAACAAAUGCUGGGCAUAAAGCAGCUUGGGAGGAUAGAAGAUCGGUAUCAAAAAGUUCAUGUGGCACUGUACAGAUGCAAACAUCCACGUCUGUACAUGUAAAUGGCAAUACACACAACCCAGCAACCUGCCUGAAAGUUACCAGGACGCCAUAUGGUGGAAGACUUGAAAUUAAGAUGAAUAACACUACCUUGUAUGUCCAUUUAAAGGAUAAAGAUAAAAUUCGACACCGAAAACGAUGGAGCCAG